AUGCUAAAAAAUAAAUACUUUUCAAAGACUUUUGUUGGACUACAUAUGUGCAAUUCUUGUCGACGAUCGAUUUACGAGAAAAGAAGUGAAUCAAAGUAUAAAGUCUUUCUUUCUAACCGAAAAACUCAAAAUAAAAUCGUUGGCGAAGAAUGUGACUCUGCAGAUCCUGAACAAGACGAAAAAGGUGAUCCAACGUUUCAAUAUGGAGAACCUUCAAAAAAACUUUCUCACAAAGAAAAUCAAAUGUGUAGUAAAUUAUUAGGUGAAAAAAACUGUACUGUUGAUAAUGACUUGGAAACUUUGUACAUUCGUGACAUAAAAGCUGCUCUAUCUCAGCAAUCCAACCGAUCUGGAAAAAUACAAAUUUUGACAACUAUCCCGCAACAUUGGACCAUUGCAAAAAUGAGAAAAGAAUUCGAAGUGUCACGCCGAAUGGCAUCAAAAGCAAAAAAAUUAAGAAAAGAAUCUGGGCAUGGAUCUCGACCAAAUAAAAAAGCAGGGCGUAAGCUUUCAAACACGACUGUGAGUGCAGUGAAACUUUUUUAUCUCUCCGAUGAUAACAGCCGUGUCAUGCCUGGAAUGAAAGAUUACAUAUCAAUUGUUAAAGAUGGAAAACGAAGCCAAAAGCAGAAAAGGUUGCUUCUCUUCAAUCUCAUUGAUUUGCAUAAGCAGUUUAACGAGAAGUUUCCUGAAAUGCCGAUUUGUCUAGCAAAAUUCAGGCAGUUAAGACCUCAAGAAUGUAUUUUGGCUGGUAAAAGCGGUACACACAACGUUUGCGUGUGUAAAAUUCACCAAAAUAUGAAAUUAAAAAUACGCGGCCUGAUGCAAGAACUGAAAAUAAAAGGAGCUAAUUUCACCGACACAUAUCAAGAUUUAAUAAAAAAUUCAGUCUGUGAGAAUCCAUCAUCGAAUUGCUUUUUUUCUAUCUGUGAAGAGUGUCCAAAAACUGAGUGUGUUAUUAAAAAACUAAAAAUUAUCCUCGAAGAAAAUUAUGUGAAGGAAGUAAAAUUCAGUCAGUGGGCGAACACCGACAGGUGCGAAAUUUCACAAAAGACUGAAAGCAGAGACGAGUUUUUGUGUAAUUUAGCCAACGACUUACCGAUCUUAAUGAGACACAAUUUUCUUGCAGUGUCUCAAGCUUCGUAUUUUAGCCAAAUUAAGAAUAACGUUAAGGAAGGGGAAUUCGUUAUAAGCAUGGAUUUUGCAGAAAAUUACACAUUUCAUGUGCAAAAUGCCAUUCAGGCCCAUCAUUGGUCCAAUACUCAGGCUACUCUCCAUCCGAAAAUUAAGCAAAAUAAUUUAUGUUCCUCAAAUAACUUAAAUGCUGAAAAUAUUCACUUCGUUGAGUAUUCUGCUCUAGCAGGUUUAGCUUUGACAAUUUCGGAAACUUUUAAUUAA
Messenger RNA from Brassicogethes aeneus, 1398 nucleotides. Lineage: Eukaryota; Metazoa; Arthropoda; Insecta; Coleoptera; Nitidulidae. The record is from the annotation of a GenBank genome assembly.